Molecule: messenger RNA, 4274 nt
Organism: Salvelinus fontinalis (brook trout)
Lineage: Eukaryota; Metazoa; Chordata; Actinopteri; Salmoniformes; Salmonidae
Product: small integral membrane protein 13-like
Exons: 2
Coding region: 455-721 (88 amino acids)
Source: RefSeq, a predicted model, not a curated record
CCCAAAAUGCAACGCGUAUCUUGAGCCUACUGCGCAUGCUCAUUUCGAUCACCGAUUUUGUAAUAUCUACGUUCUUUUCCAAAUGUAGUCGUUCAGGUUGCAAUAAUGCAGCUAGAUAUGAACGGUACUUUAUCCGUCCAUGAUUUUGGCACUGCAAACUGACGUUGAUAUUUUUGCAGGUGGCGAGACCGCAUCACUCAGCAACGAGGGGUUUCUUUUCCUUCGCCGCAGUAGCUAGUUAGGUAUCCUCCACCCAUGUUGAAGCAAGGAAUUAUGUUGUAACGUUAUUUCUGUGGCAAACAACAGUUGUAAACUGUCUGUCAGUCUGGUGAAUGAGUUAAUGGACUGAACGGUAAAGCGAAUUGGGGAGUUAACGUAGCUGGCAACAACUUUGACUUUGUAACGUGUUAGCUAACUAGAAGCUAGCUGGCUAGUUAGCCCUGACAAGACAAACAUGUGGCAAAGCGUUGGUCUAACUGUGCUUGUUAUUGUGGCCACCCUCGUGUGCGCGUUGCUCUUCAUGGUGUUUGGUUGGUAUGUUGUCUGGCAGCUCUUCCUGUCCAAGUUCAAGUUCCUGCGUGAGAUGUUGGGCGACACCGGAUCUCCACAGACAGAGACCCAGCCGUCCGAAUCAAAGAGCAAGCGUACCUCUCCUCCAACCCAACGCCAGAGGCUCAAGACUGCCCGCCAGAGGGUCAUUCCUCCUGAAAGCACUGCAUAGAUAACCACACCCAUCCGCUUUCAGUCUCACCCUGUCACCCUAUUCACCAACCCUCGUCCCUCUAGGAAACCGUGGUGAACAAAAUGAAACCCCUUACUAAAUGGCAUGAUGUCAAAUGUCAUACUAUUCCCAUGUUCAUGCAUACUACUCCCUUUUCCACUACCUUAUGAUGUCCUCUUAGUAGACACUUGAUACUCUACUUUUCUCUCCUGGACACUCUUACUAGACUACACAUAGCUGCUGAUGUUAUAAAGGCACAAGCCAUCAAAUCAUGGGACAUUGUGUACCACUUGUUCACGUUUCAAAUUUGUAUUUUAGCUGUUCACAGUAUAUGUACUGAGCAGCACGUCCAGUCUCUUCACCUGGCCUUAACUGACACUGCAACAUGGUCAGCUCUGACUGGCUGACACUGCAAUAUGGUCAGCUCCCACUGGCUGUCAUGCUGCUAACACCUGCACAGGGAAUCGCUGCUAACACCUGCACAGGGAAUCUGUUUCUCCAUGAUCACACAAGUGAAUUCUCUGUCAUGACUGUGUAUGUGUGUGUUUUGAGAGUUUGAUUAUUUGAACAUACAUGUUUUUAUAGCAAAGCCUAUAUUCUGACAAAUCUAGACAUUGUUGUAUAAAACAGGCUCAUUUGUUAGCAUUUGCUUUCAGAAGCAAAACAACUGCUAGAAGGAAAAAACCCCAUAAUGAAACAAUUUGUUUAACUGACGAAGUUCCUCGUGUUCAUUCAACUUUAUUUGUAACCAAAGUGCAAUGAAAGAUAUGUUUAUUUUUUGUGGUUAUUUUAUUGUUGGUCAGUAAUUAAUAUGUAUACAGUGCAUUCAGAAAGUAUUCAGACCCCUUGACUUUUUCCACAUUUUGUUACGUUACAGCAUUUUUCUAAAAUUGGCAAUUUUUUUUUUUGCCCUCAAGGGGAAAUACAGAUCCCCCGACACUUUCCUGUCUCGGAGCUCUACGGACGAUUCCUUUGACCUCAUGGCUUGGUUUUUGCUCUGACAUGCACUGUCAACUGUGGGACCUUAUAUAGACAGGUGUGUGCCUUUCCAAAUCAUGUCCAAUCAAUUGAAUUUACCACAGGUGGACUCCCAAGUUGUAGAAACAUCUCAAGGAUAAUCAAUGGAAACAGGAUGCCCCUGAGCUCAAUUUUGAGUCUCAUAGCGAAGGGUCUGAAUACUUAUGUAAAUAAGGUACUUCUGUUUUUUUUUCUUAAAUCAAUCUGCAAAAAUGUCUAAAUACCAGUUUUUGCUUUGUCAUUAUGGGGUAUGGUGUGUAGAUGAGGAUUUAAAAAAAAAUGUAAUCCAUUUUAGUAUAAGGCUGUAACAAAAUGUUAAGUCAAGUUGUCUGAGUACUUUCCAAAUGCACUAUAACGGUUGUUACGGAAUGGUGGGGUUACAAUAACACAACGAAGACGAUUUCCAGGCAUCCAGGCCCCUUAUGUACAGUUGAAGUUGGAAGUUUACAUACACCUUAACCAAAUACAUUUAAACUCAGUUUUUCACAAUUCCUGACAUUUAAUCCUAGUAAAAAUUCCCUGUCUUAGGUCAGUUAGGAUCACCACUUUAUUUUAAGAAUGAAAUGUCAGAAUAAUAGUAGAGAGAAUGGUUUAUUUCAGCUUUUAUUUCUUUCAUCACAUUCCCAGUGGGUCAUAAGCUUACAUACACUCAAUUAGUAUUUGGUAGCAUUGCCUUUAAAUAGUUUAACUGGGUCAAAUGUUUUGGGUAGCCUUCCUCAAGCAUCCCACAAUAAGGGGUGAAUUUUGGCCCUUUCCACCUGACAGAGCUGGUGUAACUGAGUCAGGUUUGUAGACCUCCUUGCUCGCACACGCUUUUUCAGUUCUGCCCACAAAUUUUCUAUAGGAUUGAGGUCAGGGCUUUGUGAUGAUCACUCCAAUACCUUGACUUUGUUGUCCUUAAGCCAUUUUGCCACAACUUUGGAAGUAUGCUUGGGGUCAUUGUCAAUUUGGAAGACCCCUUUGCGACCAAGCUUUAACUUCCUGACUGAUGUCUUGAGAUGUUGCUUCAAUAUAUCCACAUCAUUUUCCUACCUCGUGAUGCCAUGUAUUUUGUGAAGUGCUGCCACCCCGUGAUUCCCGGUCGGGAUGGUGUUCUUCGGCUUGCAAGCGUCCCCCUUUUUCCUCCAAACAUAACGAUGGUCGUUAUGGCCAAACAGUUAUAUUUUUGUUUCAUCAGACCAGGGGACAUUUCUCCAAAAAGGACAAUCUUUGUCCCCAUGUGCAGUUGCAAACCGUAGUCUGGCUUUUUUUAUGGCGGUUUUGGAGCAGUGGCUUCUUCCUUGCUGAGCAGUCUUUCAGGUUAUGUCGAUAUAGGACUCGUUUUACUGUGGAUAUAGAUACUUUUGCAUCUGUUUCCUCCAGCAUCUUCACAUGGUCCUUUGCUGUUGUUCUGGGAUUGAUUUGCACUUUUUGCACCAAAGUACGUUCAUCUCUAGGAGACAGAAUGCGUCUCCUUCCUGAGCGGUAUGACGGCUGCAUGGUGUUUAUACUUGCGAACUAUUGUUUGUACAGAUGAAAGUUGUACCUUCAGGUGUUUGGAAAUUGCUCUCAAGGAUGAACCAGAUUUUUUCUGAUGUCUUGGCUGAUUUAUUUUGAUUUUCCCACGAUGUCAAGCGAAGAGGUGCCGAGUUUGAAGGUAGGCCUUGAAAUACAUCCACAGGUACACCUCCAAUUGACUCAAAUGAUGUCAAUUAGCCUAUCGGAAGCUUCUAACGCCAUGACAUCAGUUUCUGGAAUUUUUCAAGCUGUUUAAAGGCACAGUCAAUUCAGUGUAUGUAAUCUGACCCACUGGAAUUGUGAUACAGUGAAAUAAUUUGUAAACAAUUGUUGGAAAAAUUACUUGUGUCAUUCACAAAGUAGAUGUCCUAACCGAUUUGCCAAAACUAGUUUGUUAGCAAUAAUUUUGUGGAGUGGUUGAAAAAUGAGUUUUAAUGACUCCAACCUAAGUGUAUGUAAACUUCUGACUUCAACUCUAUCAAGCAUCUCAGAGUAGGAGUGGUGAUCUAGGAUCAGGCUCUGCCCUGUCCAAAUAAUCUUAUUAAUUGUGAUCAAAAAAUUUUACUGCCCCAAAGUCAGCAUUCCUACUCUGAUAUGCUUGAUCCAUACUGCCCAGGAACUCCCUAUUAAGGCAUCAAAUAAAUAGGCUAUAGCUCAUUGCUCUGGCUUGCUAGCCUACCGGUGGUGAUAACUGGGGUGUAUUCAAUAGUUACCAAAUGGAAGCGAAAAGCUGAAACUGGGAGAACCUAAACUUAUCCAAAAAUAAUAAUUUGUGUUUUCCGUUGUAAAGCAUUUCGCUAUGGUGUGCCCCAAUGACUACACCCCAUGCUAAAGGGUCGUCACUAGCUUCCGUAGUCAAAGAUGGCAUUCUUCCCUGUAGUUCAUUACAUUAUCUCUGAUCCAGCUAUAAGCCUAUAGCCGCCUGACAUUGUAAAACAUGUUAAUUAUCUAUGUAAUUGUUUAAUGUGUGAUUGUCCAAAUUUCAAGUUUGUUUUGGGCUAUUGCUGUAAUUUACAUUCAGAAUAAAUAUAUUUCUUAA